UGCGGGACCAGCAAGCAGGAAGCUGGGCUGCUUCCCUCCUUCACGUUGCUGUCCAUCUCCUGUGUUUUCCCCUGUGAGAAGGAGCCUGAGCCUGAGGAAGAUGAUGGAGCCUGAGGAGUACAGAGAGAGAGGGAGAGAGAUGGUGGAUUACAUCUGCCAGUACCUGAGCACUGUGCGGGAGAGGCGGGUGACCCCAGAUGUGCAGCCUGGCUACCUUCGAGCCCAGCUGCCUGAGAGUGCGCCUGAGGAACCUGAUAGCUGGGACAGCAUUUUUGGGGACAUUGAGCGAAUCAUCAUGCCAGGGGUGGUACAUUGGCAGAGCCCCCACAUGCAUGCCUACUACCCAGCCCUUACCUCUUGGCCAUCCCUGCUGGGAGACAUGCUGGCCGAUGCCAUCAACUGCUUAGGAUUCACCUGGGCUUCCAGCCCUGCAUGCACAGAGCUGGAGAUGAACGUCAUGGACUGGCUGGCGAAAAUGCUGGGACUCCCUGAGCACUUCCUACAUCACCAUCCCGGCAGCCAGGGGGGAGGUGUCUUGCAGAGCACAGUCAGUGAAUCUACCUUGAUCGCCCUGCUGGCUGCAAGGAAGAACAAAAUCUUGGAAAUGAAAACAUCUGAGCCUGAUGCCGACGAGUCCUUUCUGAAUGCCCGUUUCAUCGCCUAUGCCUCUGACCAGGCUCACUCCUCAGUGGAGAAGGCUGGUUUGAUUUCCCUUGUGAAGAUGAAGUUUCUACCUGUGGAUGACAACUUCUCACUUCGAGGGGAAGUUCUUCAGAAAGCCAUUGAGGAAGACAAGCAGCGGGGCUUGGUGCCUGUCUUUGUCUGUGCAACACUAGGGACCACUGGGGUCUGUGCAUUUGACUGCCUGUCAGAGCUGGGCCCCAUCUGUGCCAGUGAGGGACUGUGGCUUCACAUCGAUGCUGCUUAUGCAGGCACUGCCUUCCUGUGUCCUGAGUUCCGGGGAUUUCUGAAAGGCAUUGAGUAUGCUGACUCUUUUACCUUCAAUCCUUCCAAGUGGAUGAUGGUGCACUUUGACUGUACUGGGUUCUGGGUCAAGGACAAGUACAAGCUGCAGCAGACCUUCAGUGUGAACCCCAUCUACCUCAGGCAUGCCAACUCUGGUGCUGCCACUGACUUCAUGCACUGGCAGAUCCCUUUGAGCCGGCGGUUUCGCUCUAUUAAACUCUGGUUUGUGAUUCGGUCCUUCGGAGUGAAGAAUCUUCAAGCACAUGUCAGACACGGUACAGAAAUGGCUAAAUAUUUUGAAUCUCUAGUCAGAAAUGACCCUUUCUUUGAAAUUCCUGCCAAGAGGCACCUUGGCCUGGUGGUUUUUCGUCUGAAGGGACCUAAUUGUCUCACAGAAAGUGUGUUAAAGGAAAUAGCCAAAGCUGGCCAGCUCUUCCUCAUCCCAGCCACUAUCCAGGACAAGUUGAUCAUCCGUUUCACUGUGACAUCCCAAUUUACCACCAAGGAUGACAUCCUGAGAGACUGGAAGCUCAUUCGAGAUGCUGCUACUUUCAUCCUGAGUCAGCACUGUACUUCCCAACCAAGCCGCAUGGUCAGGAACCUCAUCCCUCAAACCAAUGGCUCCAGAGCCAUGGCCAGUGGAAUGUCCCUUCAGUUUGUCAAUGAGGCAGGAGAUGACCCAGCCCAGGCCAGGAAGAUCAUCAAACAGCCUCAGCGUGUGGGAGCCAGUCCUGUGAGAAGGGAAGACAGCUGCCGCAUAGAAACCUUGCUGGACCCACUUGAUGACUGCUUUUUAGAAGAGGCCCCAGAUGCCACCAAGCAUAAGCUGUCCUCCUUUCUGUUCAGUUACUUGUCUGUGCAGAAUAAGAAGAAGACAGUGAGGUCCCUCAGUUGUAAUAGUGUGCCCGUGAGUGCUCAGAAGCCACUGCCUGCUGAUGGCUCUGUGAAGAAUGGGGGCUCCUCUAGGGUCAGAAUCUUCUCCAGGUUUCCAGAAGAGAUGAUGCUCCUGAAGAAAAGUGCUUUCAAGAAGCUAAUCAAGUUCUACAGUGUCCCCAGCUUUCCUGAAUGCAACUCUCAAUGUGGGCUCCAGCUGCCCUGCUGCCCUCUGCAGGCCAUGGUGUAGACAGGGUCUUCAGCCAGAGUCUAAGGAUGUGUGUGUUUCAGGGAGUCUUUGAGCCCCUUCAAAUUGUGUGCAGAGUUUGUGUGCUUAUGUGUAUGUGCAUUUUUCUUGGGAGAAAGUCCAUAAUUUUGAUCAGGUUCUCAUAGGGGUUCAUAGCCCACAGUGGAAUAUAAAUGGAGAGUUUAUAUCAGCAUAAUCCAGAAGAUUCCAGAAGGUCAUUAGACAGAAAGAAUUGAGGAUUGCAUACUGACAGACGGCUUCUGUCUUUUGUGGUUCAACUUGUGAUAUGAAAUAUUAUUUAGAAAUAAAUUGUGCUUCUCCCUGAAACAAAGCAAA
Messenger RNA from Marmota monax (woodchuck), 2422 nucleotides. RefSeq names its product histidine decarboxylase (gene Hdc). The record is from RefSeq and is a predicted model, not a curated record. NCBI's taxonomy places the organism in Eukaryota, Metazoa, Chordata, Mammalia, Rodentia, Sciuridae. The transcript is spliced from 12 exons. Gene Ontology annotation, molecular function: pyridoxal phosphate binding; histidine decarboxylase activity. Gene Ontology annotation, biological process: L-histidine catabolic process; histamine biosynthetic process. Bases 101 to 2089 code for a protein of 662 amino acids.